This is a messenger RNA of Puntigrus tetrazona (Sumatra barb), 1676 nucleotides long. It is a transcript of the gene gnpnat1, whose product is annotated as glucosamine-phosphate N-acetyltransferase 1. Bases 162 to 716 code for a protein of 184 amino acids. The record is from RefSeq and is a predicted model, not a curated record. Gene Ontology annotation, cellular component: endoplasmic reticulum-Golgi intermediate compartment; endoplasmic reticulum; Golgi apparatus. Gene Ontology annotation, biological process: UDP-N-acetylglucosamine biosynthetic process. Gene Ontology annotation, molecular function: monosaccharide binding; glucosamine 6-phosphate N-acetyltransferase activity. Lineage: Eukaryota; Metazoa; Chordata; Actinopteri; Cypriniformes; Cyprinidae. The transcript has 6 exons.
ACUUAACGUGUUGGAGAAAAAAAAAUCAUAACGCAGGAGGAAGUGUGUGUGUCAUGCUGGAACACUGAAGAUCUCUGUAACUGGAUUCGAGUUCCUGGAUUCAUUCAAACAUUUUUAUAGAAGCGAAAGCGGUCAAUAUCCAUUUGUCUCCGGUUUCUGGAAUGUUGCUCGACGAGACUCCCCUGUUUGAUCCUUCUCUGCUCCAAGAGCUGGACUGGAGCAGCAACACAGUCUCCUUCUCGCCCCCUAUUUCUCCCUCUCAGCCCGGAGAAGGUCUGGUCCUCCGUCCUCUCUGUACUGCUGACCUAGACAGAGGCUUCUAUAAGGUCUUAUCCCAGCUCACAGUGGCUGGGGACGUUACGGAAGAACAGUUCAAAGCAAAUUUUGAACAUAUGAAGAAAUCUGGAGACUAUUACGUGAUAGUGGUGGAAGACACAAAUCUCGGGCAGAUUGUUGCCACGGCGACACUUAUCAUAGAGCACAAAUUCAUCCAUGCUUGUGCAAAGAGGGGACGUGUGGAAGAAGUGGUUGUGAGUGAUGUAUGUAGAGGGAAACAGCUCGGAAAACUGUUGGUAUCAACAUUGACUCUUCUCAGCAAAAAGUUGCAGUGCUACAAAGUAACGCUGGAGUGUGCGCCGAAAAAUGUGGAGUUUUACAAGAAGUUCGGCUACUCUGCUUCAGAUGAGACUUACAUGCAGUGCCGGUUCUUUGAAUGAAUCCAAAGGAAUCUUGAACACCACUGAAUGUUUGCUUUAGAACAUUUAAUCCGUUCUAUUUCCUGAGAUUGGACUACCUCGAACUUGCACCUUUUUUAGCCAGCAAAAAAAAACAAUGCGCGUAUUCAAGAACUUUUUCUAGAUGUCUGCAGCCAACAUCGAGCACUUGCUUUGAAAGUUGUUUUCUAUUUAAAACGUUUUCACAUCGCGUAACUUGCUGUAGAAACAGUAAAAGAGUUUAAAUCGUAUACAGAAUGUGUGGUUUACGGCGAUGGCCACAAAAAGAAACACUGUGGCCUGUCUAAGAAAAAAAGACAAAAGGUUUUGUUGAAUAGAAGGGCUUGCGUACUUGAAUGUUUUCGAAUAUAAAGAUUUCUAUACUUUUUCCAGAGGGAAAACUAACCCAUUUUGUUUCCAAAUACACUCUUUACAAAACUGAGGCAAACUUCCCUUUUACUUAAAAUGUUAAUACUGUGCUUUAUUCCCUGUAAAAUACCAAAACUCAAUUUUUCAUUCUCUUAAGCAAGUUCUAUAAAAGCUGUAUUAUAAUGGCUUUGACAUAUUUCAGUCUCUCGUGCAGGUACUCGACCUAGAGAUCAGAAAUAGAACGAAGGUUUACAUUUAUUUAUUAUACUCAUGAAUUUCUCAAUUUUGGCUUUAGUCUCAGCCACUGGUGAUAAUCAUUAGUUAUGUGUAAUACCUAGAUGAAGGAAAAUAAAUUAUUUUAAAAUACACCCUGAUGAAAUAAAAGCAUAUCUUUGUACACUAAAUGCUUUUAUUUUUGUACUUUCCCUGAAAAUCUGCAUUGUUUCAUGUGUUUGUCAACACCGAAACAUGUGGCAGUGAUGUUUGUGCUUUUAUAACGCUUAUAAUUUUAAGUAUAUGUAAAACCAUGGAAACACAAGUCGAUGAAUGGAUUGAAAAUGUUACAUUAAAAAUCAGUGAUAUUUUAUAUAUGCA